Messenger RNA from Closterium sp. NIES-65, 7512 nucleotides. NCBI's taxonomy places the organism in Eukaryota, Viridiplantae, Streptophyta, Zygnematophyceae, Desmidiales, Closteriaceae. The record is from the annotation of a GenBank genome assembly.
AUGGCGAAAAGCUUCUCUCUGGAGCCUAGGGGUACAGAGGAGAAGGAGCCUAGGGGUACAGAGGAGAAGGAGCCUAGGGGUACAGAGGAGAAGGAGCCUAGGGGUACAGAGGAGAAGGAGCCUAGGGGUACAGAGGAGAAGGAGCCUAGGGGUACAGAGGAGAAGGAGCCUAGGGGUACAGAGGAGAAGGAGCCUAGGGGUACAGAGGAGAAGGAGCCUAGGGGUACAGAGGAGAAGGAGCCUAGGGGUACAGAGGAGAAGGAGCCUAGGGGUACAGAGGAGAAGGAGCCUAGGGGUACAGAGGAGAAGGAGCCUAGGGGUACAGAGGAGAAGGAGCCUAGGGGUACAGAGGAGAAGGAGCCUUGGGUUACAGAGGAGAAGGAGCCUAGGGGUACAGAGGAGAAGGAGCCUAGGGAGGAGAAGGAGCCUAGGGGUACAGAGGAGAAGGAGCCUAGGGGUACAGAGGAGAAGGAGCCUAGGGGUACAGAGGAGAAGGAGCCUAGGGGUACAGAGGAGAAGGAGCCUAGGGGUACAGAGGAGAAGGAGCCUAGGGGUACAGAGGAGAAGGAGCCUAGGGGUACAGAGGAGAAGGAGCCUAGGGGUACAGAGGAGAAGGAGCCUAGGGGUACAGAGGAGAAGGAGCCUAGGGCAGAGGAGAAGGAGCCUAGGGGUACAGAGGAGAAGGAGCCUAGGGGUACAGAGGAGAAGGAGCCUAGGGGUACAGAGGAGAAGGAGCCUAGGGGUACAGAGGAGAAGGAGCCUAGGGGUACAGAGGAGAAGGAGCCUAGGGGUACAGAGGAGAAGGAGCCUAGGGGUACAGAGGAGAAGGAGCCUAGGGGUACAGAGGAGAAGGAGCCUAGGGGUACAGAGGAGAAGGAGCCUAGGGGUACAGAGGAGAAGGAGCCUAGGGGUACAGAGGAGAAGGAGCCUAGGGGUACAGAGGAGAAGGAGCCUAGGGGUACAGAGGAGAAGGAGCCUAGGGGUACAGAGGAGAAGGAGCCUAGGGGAGAGGAGAAGGAGCCUAGGGGUACAGAGGAGAAGGAGCCUAGGGGUACAGAGGAGAAGGAGCCUAGGGGUACAGAGGAGAAGGAGCCUAGGGGUACAGAGGAGAAGGAGCCUAGGGGUACAGAGGAGAAGGAGCCUAGGGGUACAGAGGAGAAGGAGCCUAGGGGUACAGAGGAGAAGGAGCCUAGGGGUACAGAGGAGAAGGAGCCUAGGGGUACAGAGGAGAAGGAGCCUAGGGGUACAGAGGAGAAGGAGCCUAGGGGUACAGAGGAGAAGGAGCCUAGGGGUACAGAGGAGAAGGAGCCUAGGGGUACAGAGGAGAAGGAGCCUAGGGGUACAGAGGAGAAGGAGCCUAGGGGUACAGAGGAGAAGGAGCCUAGGGGUACAGAGGAGAAGGAGCCUAGGGGUACAGAGGAGAAGGAGCCUAGGGGUACAGAGGAGAAGGAGCCUAGGGGUACAGAGGAGAAGGAGCCUAGGGGUACAGAGGAGAAGGAGCCUAGGGGUACAGAGGAGAAGGAGCCUAGGGGUACAGAGGAGAAGGAGCCUAGGGGUACAGAGGAGAAGGAGCCUAGGGGUACAGAGGAGAAGGAGCCUAGGGGUACAGAGGAGAAGGAGCCUAGGGGUACAGAGGAGAAGGAGCCUAGGGGUACAGAGGAGAAGGAGCCUAGGGGUACAGAGGAGAAGGAGCCUAGGGGUACAGAGGAGAAGGAGCCUAGGGGUACAGAGGAGAAGGAGCCUAGGGGUACAGAGGAGAAGGAGCCUAGGGGUACAGAGGAGAAGGAGCCUAGGGGUACAGAGGAGAAGGAGCCUAGGGGUACAGAGGAGAAGGAGCCUAGGGGUACAGAGGAGAAGGAGCCUAGGGGUACAGAGGAGAAGGAGCCUAGGGGUACAGAGGAGAAGGAGCCUAGGGGUACAGAGGAGAAGGAGCCUAGGGGUACAGAGGAGAAGGAGCCUAGGGGUACAGAGGAGAAGGAGCCUAGGGGUACAGAGGAGAAGGAGCCUAGGGGUACAGAGGAGAAGGAGCCUAGGGGUACAGAGGAGAAGGAGCCUAGGGGUACAGAGGAGAAGGAGCCUAGGGGUACAGAGGAGAAGGAGCCUAGGGGUACAGAGGAGAAGGAGCCUAGGGGUACAGAGGAGAAGGAGCCUAGGGGUACAGAGGAGAAGGAGCCUAGGGGUACAGAGGAGAAGGAGCCUAGGGGUACAGAGGAGAAGGAGCCUAGGGGUACAGAGGAGAAGGAGCCUAGGGGUACAGAGGAGAAGGAGCCUAGGGGUACAGAGGAGAAGGAGCCUAGGGGUACAGAGGAGAAGGAGCCUAGGGGUACAGAGGAGAAGGAGCCUAGGGGUACAGAGGAGAAGGAGCCUAGGGGUACAGAGGAGAAGGAGCCUAGGGGUACAGAGGAGAAGGAGCCUAGGGGUACAGAGGAGAAGGAGCCUAGGGGUACAGAGGAGAAGGAGCCUAGGGGUACAGAGGAGAAGGAGCCUAGGGGUACAGAGGAGAAGGAGCCUAGGGGUACAGAGAAGGAGCCUAGGGGUACAGAGGAGAAGGAGCCUAGGGGUACAGAGGAGAAGGAGCCUUGGGGUACAGAGGAGAAGGAGCCAAGGGGUACAGAGGAGAAGGAGCCUAGGGGUACAGAGGAGAAGGAGCCUAGGGGUACAGAGGAGAAGGAGCCUAGGGGUACAGAGGAGAAGGAGCCUAGGGGUACAGAGGAGAAGGAGCCUAGGGGUACAGAGGAGAAGGAGCCUAGGGGUACAGAGGAGAAGGAGCCUAGGGGUACAGAGGAGAAGGAGCCUAGGGGUACAGAGGAGAAGGAGCCUAGGGGUACAGAGGAGAAGGAGCCUAGGGGUACAGAGGAGAAGGAGCCUAGGGGUACAGAGGAGAAGGAGCCUAGGGGUACAGAGGAGAAGGAGCCUAGGGGUACAGAGGAGAAGGAGCCUAGGGGUACAGAGGAGAAGGAGCCUAGGGAGGAGAAGGAGCCUAGGGGUACAGAGGAGAAGGAGCCUAGGGGUACAGAGGAGAAGGAGCCUAGGGGUACAGAGGAGAAGGAGCCUAGGGGUACAGAGGAGAAGGAGCCUAGGGGUACAGAGGAGAAGGAGCCUAGGGGUACAGAGGAGAAGGAGCCUAGGGGUACAGAGGAGAAGGAGCCUAGGGGUACAGAGGAGAAGGAGCCUAGGGGUACAGAGGAGAAGGAGCCUAGGGGUACAGAGGAGAAGGAGCCUAGGGGUACAGAGGAGAAGGAGCCUAGGGGUACAGAGGAGAAGGAGCCUAGGGGUACAGAGGAGAAGGAGCCUAGGGGUACAGAGGAGAAGGAGCCUAGGGGUACAGAGGAGAAGGAGCCUAGGGGUACAGAGGAGAAGGAGCCUAGGGGUACAGAGGAGAAGGAGCCUAGGGUUACAGAGGAGAAGGAGCCUAGGGGUACAGAGGAGAAGGAGCCUAGGGGUACAGAGGAGAAGGAGCCUAGGGGUACAGAGGAGAAGGAGCCUAGGGGUACAGAGGAGAAGGAGCCUAGGGGUACAGAGGAGAAGGAGCCUAGGGGUACAGAGGAGAAGGAGCCUAGGGGUACAGAGGAGAAGGAGCCUAGGGGUACAGAGGAGAAGGAGCCUAGGGGUACAGAGGAGAAGGAGCCUAGGGGUACAGAGGAGAAGGAGCCUAGGGGUACAGAGGAGAAGGAGCCUAGGGGUACAGAGGAGAAGGAGCCUAGGGGUACAGAGGAGAAGGAGCCUAGGGGUACAGAGGAGAAGGAGCCUAGGGGUACAGAGGAGAAGGAGCCUAGGGGUACAGAGGAGAAGGAGCCUAGGGGUACAGAGGAGAAGGAGCCUAGGGGUACAGAGGAGAAGGAGCCUAGGGGUACAGAGGAGAAGGAGCCUAGGGGUACAGAGGAGAAGGAGCCUAGGGGUACAGAGGAGAAGGAGCCUAGGGGUACAGAGGAGAAGGAGCCUAGGGGUACAGAGGAGAAGGAGCCUAGGGGUACAGAGGAGAAGGAGCCUAGGGGUACAGAGGAGAAGGAGCCUAGGGGUACAGAGGAGAAGGAGCCUAGGGGUACAGAGGAGAAGGAGCCUAGGGGUACAGAGGAGAAGGAGCCUAGGGGUACAGAGGAGAAGGAGCCUAGGGGUACAGAGGAGAAGGAGCCUAGGGGUACAGAGGAGAAGGAGCCUAGGGGUACAGAGGAGAAGGAGCCUAGGGGUACAGAGGAGAAGGAGCCUAGGGGUACAGAGGAGAAGGAGCCUAGGGGUACAGAGGAGAAGGAGCCUAGGGGUACAGAGGAGAAGGAGCCUAGGGGUACAGAGGAGAAGGAGCCUAGGGGUACAGAGGAGAAGGAGCCUAGGGGUACAGAGGAGAAGGAGCCUAGGGGUACAGAGGAGAAGGAGCCUAGGGGUACAGAGGAGAAGGAGCCUAGGGGUACAGAGGAGAAGGAGCCUAGGGGUACAGAGGAGAAGGAGCCUAGGGGUACAGAGGAGAAGGAGCCUAGGGGUACAGAGGAGAAGGAGCCUAGGGGUACAGAGGAGAAGGAGCCUAGGGGUACAGAGGAGAAGGAGCCUAGGGGUACAGAGGAGAAGGAGCCUAGGGGUACAGAGGAGAAGGAGCCUAGGGGUACAGAGGAGAAGGAGCCUAGGGGUACAGAGGAGAAGGAGCCUAGGGGUACAGAGGAGAAGGAGCCUAGGGGUACAGAGGAGAAGGAGCCUAGGGGUACAGAGGAGAAGGAGCCUAGGGGUACAGAGGAGAAGGAGCCUAGGGGUACAGAGGAGAAGGAGCCUAGGGGUACAGAGGAGAAGGAGCCUAGGGGUACAGAGGAGAAGGAGCCUAGGGGUACAGAGGAGAAGGAGCCUAGGGGUACAGAGGAGAAGGAGCCUAGGGGUACAGAGGAGAAGGAGCCUAGGGGUACAGAGGAGAAGGAGCCUAGGGGUACAGAGGAGAAGGAGCCUAGGGGUACAGAGGAGAAGGAGCCUAGGGGUACAGAGGAGAAGGAGCCUAGGGGUACAGAGGAGAAGGAGCCUAGGGAGGAGAAGGAGCCUAGGGGUACAGAGGAGAAGGAGCCUAGGGGUACAGAGGAGAAGGAGCCUAGGGGUACAGAGGAGAAGGAGCCUAGGGGUACAGAGGAGAAGGAGCCUAGGGGUACAGAGGAGAAGGAGCCUAGGGGUACAGAGGAGAAGGAGCCUAGGGGUACAGAGGAGAAGGAGCCUAGGGGUACAGAGGAGAAGGAGCCUAGGGGUACAGAGGAGAAGGAGCCUAGGGGUACAGAGGAGAAGGAGCCUAGGGGUACAGAGGAGAAGGAGCCUAGGGGUACAGAGGAGAAGGAGCCUAGGGGUACAGAGGAGAAGGAGCCUAGGGGUACAGAGGAGAAGGAGCCUAGGGGUACAGAGGAGAAGGAGCCUAGGGGUACAGAGGAGAAGGAGCCUAGGGGUACAGAGGAGAAGGAGCCUAGGGGUACAGAGGAGAAGGAGCCUAGGGGUACAGAGGAGAAGGAGCCUAGGGGUACAGAGGAGAAGGAGCCUAGGGGUACAGAGGAGAAGGAGCCUAGGGGUACAGAGGAGAAGGAGCCUAGGGGUACAGAGGAGAAGGAGCCUAGGGGUACAGAGGAGAAGGAGCCUAGGGGUACAGAGGAGAAGGAGCCUAGGGGUACAGAGGAGAAGGAGCCUAGGGGUACAGAGGAGAAGGAGCCUAGGGGUACAGAGGAGAAGGAGCCUAGGGGUACAGAGGAGAAGGAGCCUAGGGGUACAGAGGAGAAGGAGCCUAGGGGUACAGAGGAGAAGGAGCCUAGGGGUACAGAGGAGAAGGAGCCUAGGGGUACAGAGGAGAAGGAGCCUAGGGGUACAGAGGAGAAGGAGCCUAGGGGUACAGAGGAGAAGGAGCCUAGGGGUACAGAGGAGAAGGAGCCUAGGGGUACAGAGGAGAAGGAGCCUAGGGGUACAGAGGAGAAGGAGCCUAGGGGUACAGAGGAGAAGGAGCCUAGGGGUACAGAGGAGAAGGAGCCUAGGGGUACAGAGGAGAAGGAGCCUAGGGGUACAGAGGAGAAGGAGCCUAGGGGUACAGAGGAGAAGGAGCCUAGGGGUACAGAGGAGAAGGAGCCUAGGGGUACAGAGGAGAAGGAGCCUAGGGGUACAGAGGAGAAGGAGCCUAGGGGUACAGAGGAGAAGGAGCCUAGGGGUACAGAGGAGAAGGAGCCUAGGGGUACAGAGGAGAAGGAGCCUAGGGGUACAGAGGAGAAGGAGCCUAGGGGUACAGAGGAGAAGGAGCCUAGGGGUACAGAGGAGAAGGAGCCUAGGGGUACAGAGGAGAAGGAGCCUAGGGGUACAGAGGAGAAGGAGCCUAGGGGUACAGAGGAGAAGGAGCCUAGGGGUACAGAGGAGAAGGAGCCUAGGGGUACAGAGGAGAAGGAGCCUAGGGGUACAGAGGAGAAGGAGCCUAGGGGUACAGAGGAGAAGGAGCCUAGGGGUACAGAGGAGAAGGAGCCUAGGGGUACAGAGGAGAAGGAGCCUAGGGGUACAGAGGAGAAGGAGCCUAGGGGUACAGAGGAGAAGGAGCCUAGGGGUACAGAGGAGAAGGAGCCUAGGGGUACAGAGGAGAAGGAGCCUAGGGGUACAGAGGAGAAGGAGCCUAGGGGUACAGAGGAGAAGGAGCCUAGGGGUACAGAGGAGAAGGAGCCUAGGGGUACAGAGGAGAAGGAGCCUAGGGGUACAGAGGAGAAGGAGCCUAGGGGUACAGAGGAGAAGGAGCCUAGGGGUACAGAGGAGAAGGAGCCUAGGGGUACAGAGGAGAAGGAGCCUAGGGGUACAGAGGAGAAGGAGCCUAGGGGUACAGAGGAGAAGGAGCCUAGGGGUACAGAGGAGAAGGAGCCUAGGGGUACAGAGGAGAAGGAGCCUAGGGGUACAGAGGAGAAGGAGCCUAGGGGUACAGAGGAGAAGGAGCCUAGGGGUACAGAGGAGAAGGAGCCUAGGGGUACAGAGGAGAAGGAGCCUAGGGGUACAGAGGAGAAGGAGCCUAGGGGUACAGAGGAGAAGGAGCCUAGGGGUACAGAGGAGAAGGAGCCUAGGGGUACAGAGGAGAAGGAGCCUAGGGGUACAGAGGAGAAGGAGCCUAGGGGUACAGAGGAGAAGGAGCCUAGGGGUACAGAGGAGAAGGAGCCUAGGGGUACAGAGGAGAAGGAGCCUAGGGGUACAGAGGAGAAGGAGCCUAGGGGUACAGAGGAGAAGGAGCCUAGGGGUACAGAGGAGAAGGAGCCUAGGGGUACAGAGGAGAAGGAGCCUAGGGGUACAGAGGAGAAGGAGCCUAGGGGUACAGAGGAGAAGGAGCCUAGGGGUACAGAGGAGAAGGAGCCUAGGGGUACAGAGGAGAAGGAGCCUAGGGGUACAGAGGAGAAGGAGCCUAGGGGUACAGAGGAGAAGGAGCCUAGGGGUACAGAGGAGAAGGAGCCUAGGGGUACAGAGGAGAAGGAGCCUUUGGUUCUGAAUGAGCUUCUUCUCCUCGUCUCGUCGUCCGUAGAAAUGAGCUGGUGGGGACAUAAGUGGUAG